CAACAACCGUACCGAAUCAGCAACAGCAACAGCAACCUUCCUCCUUGGUACCUGUAAAGCAUCAGCAUGGAUGACUAUGGUGAUGGCGACGACGCCGGGCCCGAGUUCGGCGAUGGCGAGUUCCACGAAGAUAACCUCAUCGACGAGGACAACCUCGUAGAAGAUUACAACGCAGACGACUUCGCCGCUCAACAGAAUGGUGAAGGUAUGGAUGUGGAUGGCCAACCGAACGGCCAGGCGCAUCUGGACAGCACAGACUACACGCAGAACGCUCAGAACGUAGUGGUCAGCGGCGACUCACACCACGACAAUACAGUCAAGGGUGUGAAGAGCAAGAAGAUAGCCGCCGACAAGCGCACAACCACGCCGUACAUGACUAAGUACGAGCGGGCUCGGGUGCUGGGCACGAGAGCGCUACAGAUCAGCAUGAACGCGCCAGUUUUGGUGGACGUGGAGGGUGAGACGGACCCGCUGCAGAUCGCCAUCAAAGAGCUUAGGGAGAAGAAGGUGCCGUUGGUGGUGAGGAGGUAUCUGCCUGAUGGAUGGUACGAGGAUUGGACAUGCGAGGAACUGAUCACCUAGGAGCUGGCCAGGGCCCAGCAUGCCGAUCUUUUCUACACCAAAGGGUAGGGGAGUGAUCUCUAACAGCGCUGCGAUUGACUUGGUGGAUCUAGCGAGGCGUCUUGGCGUUCUCACGAGCCGUCUACGGCUGUGUAUUUCACGAUUACGGUAUGGUGGUGUCAACACACCCGAAAACGACAGCCAUGUCUGCAUUUGAAUCGUUUAUAGAUCAUGCACUCACUGCAUCCUUUGCUAGCCUGUUCGACCAUUAAGAGGCUGUAGACCACCAUGCUGAUUGC
Messenger RNA from Baudoinia panamericana UAMH 10762, 860 nucleotides. RefSeq lists its product as uncharacterized. The transcript is spliced from 3 exons. Bases 67 to 582 code for a protein of 171 amino acids. Gene Ontology annotation, biological process: DNA-templated transcription. Gene Ontology annotation, cellular component: RNA polymerase III complex; RNA polymerase II, core complex; RNA polymerase I complex. The record is from RefSeq and is a predicted model, not a curated record. Gene Ontology annotation, molecular function: DNA-directed RNA polymerase activity; DNA binding. Lineage: Eukaryota; Fungi; Ascomycota; Dothideomycetes; Mycosphaerellales; Teratosphaeriaceae.